UCGUCCAAUCAGCAUCGUCUUCAUUUUCAACAAAGAGAGUCCUUAACGCCGGCUGAAUCAAUCAAUCAAAAAAAAAAAUCAACCACUUCAUCAUCAUCAUCGUCUCAGAUUUCGAAAAAUGGCAGCGAAGAUCUCCCAGCUUGCGUGUUUCUCCUCCACCAACCGCCAAUUCAACUUCCAGAACCGAUCGUUUCCAAACCUUAGGCUCCGCCCCGAGUCUUUUGUAGUUAGAUGCGUUGAUGGGAACAGCUCGGAAACACCAGCUUCUCUGAGCUAUGCAGCUGAGGUUUCGAAACCUUUCGUUGAGAAAACAUCUACAGUGGAUGAAACUACUACGGGUAAAGAGGAACAUGUUGGCUCAACACAGCCUAAAAGAGCAGCGAAGAUCCAUGACUUCUGUUUUGGCAUUCCUUAUGGUGGUCUGGUUAUGAGUGGGGGAUUGCUUGGAUUUGCGUUUUCAAGAAAUCAUACAAGUUUAAGUACUGGGGUUCUCUAUGGUGGUGGCCUUCUAGCUCUUAGUACGCUGAGCAUGAAGACUUGGCGACAGGGAAAAUCUAGUUUCCCUUAUAUUCUAGGUCAAGCAGUGCUUUCAGCUGUUGUCUUCUGGAAGAACUUCACAGCUUACUCUAUGACUAAGAAGCUCUUUCCUGCUGGGCUAUUUGCUGUCGUCAGUGCUGCCAUGUUGUGUUUCUAUUCGUACGUGGUGCUCUCUGGAGGAAACCCACCUCCAAAGAAACUUAAACCAUCUGCUACUACUAGUCCUUCAUACUGAAGAAACUUCACAUAGGUUAGAUUCAAAGAUGGAGAUCUUCUCUUUUGGUGGCUCUUGUGCGUUUGAUUCCUGGUGUAAUUUUAUACUUUUGACUUUUGAGGCAAUAACUGUGACCUGUUCUUUCCAAUGUCGUAAUUGAAAGUUUUGUUUACUGGUGACA
Molecule: messenger RNA, 932 nt
Organism: Brassica rapa (field mustard)
Lineage: Eukaryota; Viridiplantae; Streptophyta; Magnoliopsida; Brassicales; Brassicaceae
Product: protein FATTY ACID EXPORT 1, chloroplastic
Biological process (GO): fatty acid transport
Cellular component (GO): chloroplast inner membrane
Molecular function (GO): fatty acid transmembrane transporter activity
Source: RefSeq, a predicted model, not a curated record